This is a messenger RNA of Bactrocera neohumeralis, 3864 nucleotides long. RefSeq names its product fibroblast growth factor receptor 1-A (gene dpr14). Lineage: Eukaryota; Metazoa; Arthropoda; Insecta; Diptera; Tephritidae. Bases 481 to 1422 code for a protein of 313 amino acids. Gene Ontology annotation, biological process: synapse organization. Gene Ontology annotation, cellular component: neuron projection membrane. The transcript has 7 exons. The record is from RefSeq and is a predicted model, not a curated record.
GUAAAGGACUAUUUCAACAAAUAUCAUAGGUAUACAAAAUUCCUUAUCAAUUUAAUGAACUACAUAGUAGGGAACGUAUACAUCAAAAAGUGGCUAACGAGAUAUAAUGUUCCAAUGGAAUUACAUUCUGAUCAGGGUAAGAACUUCGAACUACUGCUUUAAGACAAGCGCCCAACGCUAAGGACAAUUGUUAUAAAUCUCGAUUGGAAUCGCCUGCGGUGCCUUAAGAUUUUCGAUUUAAGUUAAUUUUUGGAUCGAAAUUGGCGAAGGUUGAACAAUAUCCAUGUUAUAUUCAUAAAUCCACGUCUCCGUACCGUUCUCAGCUACGUUGUCUGACAUCUUCUCUACAUCAACCGCUACUCGACGUCUUUUUGGAAAAAGAUUCAGGGCUUUUGGUACGAGCAGAGAUAAAGAGAUGACCAACUCUCCUAUCACUUGAAACUGGGAGCGUAAAGAUUUUGUCAUUUGACUGGAUCGGCAAUGGAAUCUAAACUAAUUUGGAUAAUAGCAAUAUUUUAUUCAACUCUUCAACAUAUCAGUUCCGCUUCAUCACCCUUGAAACGACCCCGAGCAGGAGAUCCCUUUGACACAUUUCCAAAAAAUUUUUGGCAAGAAUUCUCCUCCCCAUUUACGGACACACCCGAAGAUGAGGAGGCUGAAAUAACGGAAACCACAACUCACGAACCGUUUCCUUUCUUUGCUGAUCCAUAUACAACUGUAAACGUCAGUACGCAAUUAAGUUCGAAUGUACAUCUACAUUGUAGAGUCAACGACUUACAAGGAAAAACGGUAUCGUGGAUGCGGCGCAAAGGUGAUGAGUUGGCCCUGAUCACAUUCGGUCUUCACACGUACAGUGGUGACGCAAGGUAUUCCUUGGAGUUCGAAGAGCCAAAUGACUGGAAGCUUUCAAUACAAUAUGCAAAUGAACAUGACGAAGGACCGUACGAGUGUCAAGUCUCUUCACAUCCGCCUUUAGUAUUGUUAGUAUAUUUAACUGUAAUUGUUCCUCAUGUGGAAAUACUCGAUGAACGAGAUUCAGCCACUCCUGAGAAGUAUUAUAAAGCUGGAAGUACCAUUGAACUGAAAUGUGUAAUUUCGAAAAUACCGCAGCCGUCAUCGUACAUCACUUGGCAGCAUGGUAAGCGAAUGCUGAACUAUGACACCAGUCGGGGAGGAAUCAGCGUAAAGACUGACAUGCUUCCUGGAAGAGCAUUGAGCCGUCUUUAUAUUGCCAACGCAAAUCGACAGGACACUGGAAACUAUACUUGCAUGCUUGGCAACGAUAUUUCAGGAACCGUCAUGGUUCACGUCCUAAAUGGCGAAGAGCCAGCCGCAAUGCAACAUGCAUCAGGAGCUAAGUUGUGCUCUCCGAUUUCGAUUGUGAUAGUUACAAUGAUGGCAUCAAAGAUUUGUCUACGAUGACAACACUAAUACGAACUAUUUGACACUAACACCAACACCACUUGUCCAAAUCUGCAUUUUUCAUGUCCGCAUAAUAAAGGGUUGUUUUAGAAUAUAAAUAAAAAUAGGUGCAUAUUACAAAUAAAUGAAUAGGAUAUGAACCCAACCAUUUUUACAAUACACAAUAGAAUAAACAUGUAUAUAUAAAUGUUCAUAAAUUAUUGAAAAGAGCAAAGAUGUAUGUUAAGACUUUAACUUUUUCAUGCAUACUUAAACUCAUUGUAUUAUAAUUGAAUUUUUUUCAUUUUUAUACAAAUAUUUAAAUACAUAGAAAUUUAUAUUUAUAACAAUUUGCAAUGAUCAAAAAUGUCUGGAGAUUAACACAUUUUCGGAAACGUCGAUCCUUAGUGAAACUAAUGUACCAAGAAUAUUGCGAACUGAAAAGUCUUUCAAAAUUUUAUUAAACGAAACCAUAAAUUAGGUUCUAAGAAAAUGAUAAACUUCCAAAUACAAAUCAAACGAUUAUUCAUAUUUGGUAUCCUUUAAAUGUCCUAACCUGGACAUUUGUCAACUAAAUAUUCACAUAUUAGCUUAAACCAAGUCCGCUACCAGUGAGAAUGACGUCAAAGAUGUCAUGAGUAGUUCAGUUAAUAACACUAAAUUCUAUAUUGUUAAAAUUAAUAAUAAGAAAUUUUCAAAGCUUUUCAAGUCUUUAUUAAAUGUGUCGUGGCAUUUCAAAACUAAUUUUAGUAUUUACUGUCAUUGAAACACAGUGAUAUUUAAGCUUCGAAUUUUGUGUAAAAUUUAGAUAAAUUUAACACUUGUUUUAAAUCUAUAAUUUCAGAACUUAAAACUAUUAAAUUGUUAUCAACAUCAUCUAGGAUACAGUGUUGAUAUUAUAUAAUAUGUACGAAUUGAAAUAAAAACGAGAGGAUUAUUUUACAACCAAGAACAAUUUACACAACUCAAAGCGAAGAAAACCUUUUAUAUCAAUUAGCUUUGAAGUAAAUACAAAAUAUUCAAUUUAAAAUUGUAAAACGAUCAUCUAAGACGACGUCAAAUGCGAGAAUUUGUUAAUAAUAUCAGAGAAAGUUAUGCAUAAAUACAUUAUAUAAAUACAAGAAUAUCUCUGAGGCUAAAAAACGUGAACGAGCCAAAUUUAAAAAAAAAAAAUUAAGAAAAAAAUCGAGUGAGAUAAUGAAACAAUACUUAUAGAGAAAUAAAGAAAGCAUACAAUUAACUGGAGAUCAAAAUAAAAAUAAGUAACAUAUGUACUCGUAUUUAUUUAAGCAACAUUGUUACAUUUUUUUACUCAUACUACAUCCAUAAAUGUGUCGUUAAUGAAAAUCAAUCAUCUUUACAUACAAACGUAAAUACAUACAUACAUACAAGAGUAGAUGUGUGUAUACAUAUGUAUAUCGAUAGCAAAUCUUGCGAAACUUUUCCGCGAUAGCAACUUUAAAUUACAUAAUAAAACGAAUUGUAUUUUUUUUUUUUUUCAAAAUAGAUUCAAAUUUCGACAUUUCUAAUUCAACACAAUUUGUUGCUUCAUACGAGGUAUGACAAUUAAGUAAUGAGACUGAUUCCAUAAAAACCGUAUAUUUAAAAAUUAUUCUACAACUCUGCCAUCCCUUCAAAGUAGUCCCCUUGGGCAGCUAUACAGCGAUUCCAGCGCGUUUUCCAUGCUUCGUAACAUUUCUGGAACGCUUCGACUGGGAUGUCCGCGAGUACCCUCGUCACGGCCGCCUGGAUGUCCGUAAUCGACUCAAAAUGGGUUCCUUUGACCACCGAUUUUGUUUUAGGAAACAAAAAAAAAGUCACAGGGUGACAUGUCGGGCGAAUAAGGCAACUGUUGCAACACGGCGAUCCCUUUAGAGGCCAAAUACUGGGACACGCUGAGGGCUGUGUGGCACGGCGCGUUGUCGUGAUGAAGGAUCCAGUUACGAGCGAUGUCUGGGCGCACCCUGUUGACUCGUUUUCGCAAUCGCGGCAAUAAAAUCAGUCUCAUUACUUAAUUGUCAAACCUCGUAGUUACCAUAUUCUACACCUUCUAAUAGCAAAAGGUUUAAUAAUUUAACGCACGCCUCUUUAUACUAUCUGAAUGAUGUUGUAGUACAGUUUUAAUUGAGGUGAUUACAUAAGAUAACUUUCUGCAAUGGCUUUAUUUUAUUAAUACAUCCAGUGCAUUUAAAUCUUUUGAAUAAAAAUGAGGUGAAGAUAGUUCAAAUAAUUCUAAUUUUGUUUAUAAGUAAUUUUUAAUAAAUUUACGAAACUACACUGAAUAUUUUUUAUUAUUAUAAUUACUGGAGCUAGCACAUAUGAAUAACAUAUGUCUGUACAUAUGUAUGUGUAUUUCAUAUUUACCAUAGAUUAUAUUACAGUUUACAUGAUUUUUAUUCUAGGUACUGUUUUAAUGAAUUUGUAUCGGACCCUUGAGAAGCAAUAAAAUUAUUUAAAGUCAAA